Molecule: messenger RNA, 666 nt
Organism: Triticum aestivum (bread wheat)
Lineage: Eukaryota; Viridiplantae; Streptophyta; Magnoliopsida; Poales; Poaceae
Product: protein LITTLE ZIPPER 3-like
Exons: 2
Coding region: 99-338 (79 amino acids)
Source: RefSeq, a predicted model, not a curated record
UAGCCUUCUUCUUCCUCUGCUCCUAGUGCCAGUGUCUGUCCGUGCCUUCCAAGCCCGAGUACUACCAUCAGAAAGAGGUGGAUAGCAGUGCGUGGAGGAUGGAGCGGGCGAACACGGAGCUGUACCUGGAGAACCUGUGCAUCAUGCAGCAGAACGAGCGGCUCCGGAGGAAGGCACAGCUGCUGGCCCAGGAGAACGAGCAGCUCCUCGCCGAUCUCAAGCGCAAGCAGCAGCACAUGGCGGCCUCCUCCAAGACGGCGCCCCAGCUGGUGAAGGGCGGCGAGCCGUCCGGCCAUAACGCGGCCAGCCUCAAGUCCGGCAAGCAGCAGCCCCAGUGAUCUCGCCGGAGUCGCGCGCGUGCGUGCAUGCAGUCGUGGAAGAGGAGUACUAGUUAAUUAAGUAGCACUAUAUGUACUCAGCAGAUUGUAGAUUAGAGCUGGCAUGCAUGCACAAGCUAGUAGUCCUAGUGGACGAUUUAGUUCUACUUUCGGUUGUUUAGCUAGAGGAAGUAGUGGUGGUGGCAGCUAGCGCUUUUGGGGUUUGUAUUUGAAUGGCUUUGCCUCUGUGGCGCCAUUUCUUGUUUAAGUCUGAUUGCCUUGAUGGUGAUGGGUACGUAGCGUACUAGACUACCAGUAAGAUGAAAAUCUGUAGUUUAAUGUGAACAAU